Molecule: messenger RNA, 2496 nt
Organism: Cantharellus anzutake
Lineage: Eukaryota; Fungi; Basidiomycota; Agaricomycetes; Cantharellales; Hydnaceae
Product: Mo-co oxidoreductase dimerization domain-containing protein
Exons: 12
Coding region: 1-2496 (831 amino acids)
Molecular function (GO): molybdopterin cofactor binding; oxidoreductase activity; molybdenum ion binding
Source: RefSeq, a predicted model, not a curated record
AUGUCCUGGGAUACACGAUCCAUAGGCUCAACCAGCGAUGAGUAUCUCAGCAUCACGUCAGACACAUCAUCCUUCUCUACCCCUUCCUCUCCGACAAGUGAGAAGACCGAGUGGUUCGAGAGGAGUGAUGAAGGAAGAAUCUUAUCCACUGGUAGCGCGGAUGUUAUCGACUUUGCUGUGGACGAUGCCGAUGUUAGUACUCCGGAUAAGUGGGUUCGUCGCGAACCCAGCAUGAUUCGACUUAUGGGGAAACAUCCAUUCAACUCCGAAGCCCCACUCGACAAACUCUUCGCUGCUGGUUUCCUCACUCCCACGUCCCUCUUUUACGUACGCAAUCAUGGUGCCGUCCCUUACGUGGACGCCGAUCGAGCCACGAAUUGGAGAUUGCGUAUUUACGGAUUGGUCGAACGUGAAGCGGAGUUCUCGAUCGACGAUCUAAAGGGUAUGUUUCAAGUCGUCACUCUCCCCGUCACCUUGGCUUGCGCUGGAAACAGACGAAAAGAGCAAAACGUCGUCAAAAAGAGCGUUGGGUUCAACUGGGGUCCAGCGGGCGUUUCCACUGCGCUCUUCACAGGUGUUUACACUCGCCGACGUACUCAACUACGUGCGCCCCUUCGUCCAACUUUGGCAAAACAUCAUGUCGUAUUCGAAGGAGCCGAUACGGAUUUGCCCAAUGGACCUUAUGGAACGUCUCAGACACUGAGAGAUGCUGCGAACGUUGAGAAAGGGAUGAUGAUCGUGUGGGGAAUGAAUGGGAAAGCGAUACUACCCGCACAAGUGACUACCCAACAAGCCCGUGAUGAAAAACACUGGUGGUACAAUAGGAAUUACCUUAUCAACGAUCUCAACGUCAACAGCGCUAUAGCACAGCCCAGUCACGACGAAAUAGUGGAACUCUCGAAGCCGACGAGAGCAUCGUACGAUAUCAGAGGGUACGCUUACUCUGGAGGAGGGCGGGGAGUCAUACGAGUGGAGAUCUCGCUGGAUCAUGGUGACUCGUGGAAGAUCAGUGACAUAGUGUAUCCAGAGGAUCUGUACCGAACGGUGGCACUUGAGAGCAAGUUUUACGGAACGCUGGACUUGACUGAGCGUGACACUAGUUUCUGCUGGUGCUUCUGGAAGUAUACUGCAUCCAUCGAGGAGCUAUCGAAGAGUGAUGUGAUAAUGGUCAGGGCCAUGGACGAAAGUCUUGGAAUUCAACCACAGGAUAUGUAUUGGACUGCCACCGGAAUGAUGAACAACUGGUGGUUCCGUGUUGCUGUCCACCACGAGGUCAAGGACGGCGCAAAUAUUUUACGCUUUGAGCAUCCAACGUUAGCUGGUGUAGCCCCUGGUGGAUGGAUGGAGCGAACUAAAAAUGCUGGCUUGAAUCCUUUAAUACCAGAAUUUGGUGCUCCUAAAGCUAAAGAGCAAAAUAACCACGACGCUGUUUCUCAUCGGCCUCAAUCUCUGGAAAGGCGCGAACAGGUUGCUAGCAUGACUAACUCCGAAGCGACCCGGGUUAUUCCAAUGGAUGAACGCCUCUCACUGACUAUAGGCGAAAAAAGGAAAUCCGUCUUUAGUAUCGUGGAUGGGAACGUUUACGAUGGCAUGGGUUUCUCCGAGGAGCAUCCGGGAGGUGCAGACUCGAUUCGGUUAGCCUCAGGCUCAGGCGAGGCAGAUGCUACGGAAGAUUUCGUUGUUAUUCACUCCGACGAUGCGAGAACCAAGUUGAGAAAGUUCCACAUUGGGAAGCUUCAAGAUAAUGCUGCCACUGAACAACUACUAGGAGACGACACUGGCGUAGUACCCGACGACCCCUCGUCCGUAUUCUUGGAUCGACUAAAAUGGAAGAUAGCCUCCCGGGCCCUUGUCAAAAUUACCAGUGUCCCACACAAUUCCUUCAUCUACCGCUUUGCGCUCGAAUUACCAGAGCAACCCUUGGGAUUGCCUGUCGCCAGCCAGCAGACCGUGUUUGCUCGAUUGCAAGGGAAGACGACAACUGGCCGGAGAUGGUCCAACGAGCGUACACUCCCGCCGUCUCACAACUGGGCGAACAUCAUGGUCGUAUUGAUUUACUGGUCAAUCAGUUCCUAUGAGCUUGUUGUUGUUGGCGAUACCGUAGAGCUCAAAGGGCCUCUCGGUUCUUCAAUCGUCUGGGGAGGCAAAGGCAAUGUGAUUUAUGGAAAGGUGCUAUCCCUCGAGGAAGACGAGAUCUGGGCCGGGGCCUCAUCCACGGGGGAAGUGGAAUCACUCCUAUUCUUCAAGUCCUUUGCAACGUUCUUCACGACAAAGAAGAUUUCGGAGACGCAUCUUUACCUCCUCGACGCAAACAAAAUCGAUAAAUCCCAAGCUCAGGAUACCAGUAUCACCAAGGGGACGACUAAAGAUAACGCCAUACGCCUAGCUAGUCGACCACCGCCCGUCGAAUGGGCUUCCGGUCCUCCAACGGAUGAUGCGAUGGUAUUUGUGUUAUGCGGGCCUAAUGGUGCAAGUAGCACGGAGAGGUACUACUAG